GACAUUGAUGGAUGCCGAAACGCACCAGACUUGCGAGAACGACUUCAGCGUUCUCCUCGACAUGACAUCUCCCGUGCUGGUUUCCCCUUGUGGCUGCGGCGGGGAGACCUGCGACUCGACGCCUGAGCCUCUGGCGUUCUCGGACACUCCACUGGUUGCUCCUAUGGCUUCUGACUUUGGCGGUUUGA
This is a messenger RNA of Symbiodinium necroappetens, 188 nucleotides long. NCBI's taxonomy places the organism in Eukaryota, Dinophyceae, Suessiales, Symbiodiniaceae. The record is from the annotation of a GenBank genome assembly.